Molecule: messenger RNA, 4044 nt
Organism: Anopheles coustani
Lineage: Eukaryota; Metazoa; Arthropoda; Insecta; Diptera; Culicidae
Gene: phtf
Product: protein phtf
Exons: 6
Coding region: 86-3160 (1024 amino acids)
Cellular component (GO): endoplasmic reticulum
Source: RefSeq, a predicted model, not a curated record
UCCUUGCGUUUGUAGAAGCCAACCAUCGUACAGUGAAGAUUUUUUAUCCGCACGAGUGGAGUGUCGCUUGCAGCAACGUUGGAGCAUGCGCCUUGAUGCGUUGGUCGCAUGGUAUCAGAAGAAGAUCGGCACCUACGACAAGCAACAAUGGGAGAAAACGAUCGAGCAGAAAAUACUGGCCGGCAUCAACCAUCUGCCGCUGAAGAACACCAAGCUCAAAACCGAACUGAUCGAUGUCGAUCUGGUGCGCGGUUCCACCUUUCCGAAGGCUAAAUCGAAGCUCUCCAUCCUGACCGUGCUCUACCUGGCCGCGUUACGCUUUCUGCUACUUCCGGUGUACGCCCGCUGGUGGGUUCAGCAAACGUCCCCCGGGGUGUUUAUGCUGCUGCUCACACUUUAUCUCCUGCAAAUGCUCAACCUCGGCAUCUACAGCUACCGAGCACGAUCGAUCGUUGCGAACAAUGACGAGGAGGAGGGUACGUGUGCCGACCAGGUCGAUCACAUAGUGACGAUGUCGGACUUUUUAAUUCCACUCGCCCUGAGCCUGCUUCUCAGCGUUAUUCACUCACAGAUCGUCGCGACGGCUUCAAACAACAACGGCUCGUCGCUUUUCUCCUGCGAGCGGAAGCUCUCGCAAAAGUGUCACUCGCAUGGAACCUCCACAACGUCGCAACACGCAACCGCUUCGGCGACGGCAAGUAACUCGAUGUCCACGGCCGGUAUGGCGAUGAGUAAGAAGCAACGGGAGCAGCGCAUACGCCGGAAGCGACGGGUCCGCGCACACUCCGAGACGACACAAUCGUCCGCAUCCAAAACUCCCUGCGAGGAUCGAAGCAAGAAAGCGUUCGCAAGUGUUGGUGGCUCCAAGUCGGCCACCAGCUCACCGGCACGGACGGCCCCGAAGAAGGGUGCGUGUAGCACGAGCAGCAGCACGAGCAGUGAUGCCGUCGAAAGGCAACCACUUCAGCUGAACGGUGAGAGCACGGCGAAAACAAGUUCGUUGAGAAAAAUGCUUGACGACCCGGUUGGCAUAACGGUGCGGGAUUGCGGACCACCGAGUAACCCCGGUCACUCGGCAAAUAGCUACCAACAACGGUGUCCCAUGGUAGAUGUAACGAUCACGACGACAAACAGUUCCAGUGAUCAUUCACCACCGAAUGGACGCGUUUCGCUGCCGACAACGAGUGAUCACGCGGGAUCGGACGAGAUGCUUCUUGUUCCGGUGGGGCUGCGUCGACGCAACGUUAACUGGGAUCCGGCGGUACCGGAACGGGCCCGUUCCGAUACGUCCCCUUCGGAGGCGAUCGUUGAUGACGACGGGUUUGAAAGUUUGAACGGGAAAAGCUCCGGCGGAGAGGAUAGCGUGGGGAACGUUUUUCAUGCCGAUCGGCGGGUGUACUACCGGAAGAUGGAUGUUAAAGGUGAAUGGAUUGACAGCAGCACCGCGAUGGAGGCCCAAGAGCAGCAUCGCCAGUCGGACUCCGAUACGGACACGUUGAAAAAUACCACCUCUGCUGGUCUCGGCUCACCGGUUGGUGUUAGCGAGGAUAUGGUAACCCCCGUAGAAGCACCACGAGUGAAAGAGUUGAAGCGUAACGCAUCCGAAUCGGACACCGCCAACGGGAGCGUUCGGGAACGGCAACGGCGACCAAAGGACUCAAGUAAGCAGCAACUGGCAGCGUCAGACCCGGCCCGCCCGUCCAAGGACGACGGUACGAGACGGUCGAGCGGUCCGGACGAAAAGCUAGGGACAAGCUGCAGCGACACGGACGACGAGAACGAGUACGAUUUGCAUUCGCCGUCGCCGCCACACAUGCACCACCACUCACCGCCACCUUCGCUUCGCCAUCAUCCCGUCGGCAUGCGCCCAUCGGCGCCACCAUCGGUACUCGUGGCGCAGCACCAUUUGCUUCACCACCUUCAUCGUCAUUCCAUGCAGCCGCUGCAUACCGUGCAUCAUCCGCCUCAUCCCCAUCAGCACCACUUUCACCAUCAACCCUCCGUACUGACCGAAGGUGAAGAAUGUAGCUACAGCUCCGAGUUGGACCAUUCCGAUACGCAGAACGAGCACUCGGACGAUGACUACGAGCUCGAGGAUGCCCCAACGAUCAUACUGAAUCCGGCCUGCGGUGCAAAUGACCGUGUCAGCUGUACCAUCUGGGAGGCGCGCGAGGCCAAAAAGGCGGAAAUGUCUGUGCUGGAGAUAUCGUCCGCCAUCAUCGAACGUGUCGAAGCGAUGCCCGAGUCGUGCGAUUACGUCUACAUCGGGGUGGUGCUUAGCGUGUUCCUGUCGCUGGUACCCGCCUUCUGUAGGCUGUGCGAAGCGACCGUCGAUUCGACCAAUUCGACCGAGGUGAACUUUCUCGACAUGCCGCUGAUACUGUUCGAGAAGGCAUCCUUCUCGCUGCUGGCGAUCUUCCGCUUCGCCUUCGGUGAAAGCGAAUGGGAGCGGUUCGUCCUGGUGCUAGGUUUCUUCCUGCGGUUGGUGCUCACGUUUCUGGUGUUUUUCCUGCUGGCCGUGGCCGAGCGCACGUUCAAGCAGCGGUUCCUGUACGCGAAGCUAUUCUCCCAUCUGACCUCGUCCCGGCGGGCACAGAAGUCCGCCAUUCCGCACUUUCGCCUCAACAAGGUGCGCAACAUCAAGACGUGGCUGUGCGUACGAUCGUACCUGAAACGGCGCGGUCCACAGAACUCGGUCGACGUAAUUGUGUCGGCGGCUUUCAUCAUCACGUUGCUGCUGUUGGCGUUCCUGAGCGUCGAGUGGCUGAAGGAUUCAGUGCAUUUGCACUCGCAGUUCAACCUGGAAGCGCUCGCCUGGUCCUGUGCGUUUGGUACGUUUCUGCUGCGCUUCAUGACACUGGGGACGAAGAUCAACAAAAAGUACAAGAGCGUGUCGGUGCUGAUCACCGAGCAGAUUAAUCUCUAUGUUCAGAUCGAGCAAAAGCCAAACAAAAAAGAUGAGCUAAUGAUAUCGAAUAAUGUGCUUAAAUUGGCGGCCGACCUCCUAAAGGAACUGGAAUCUCCGUUCAAAAUCUCCGGUCUCAGUGCGAACCCCUAUCUUUAUACCACCGUAAAGGUGGUCAUUCUGUCCGCCCUUUCCGGCGUGCUUAGCGAAAUGCUCGGGUUUAAGCUUAAACUCCACAAAAUCAAGAUUAAGUAAUGGUCUCUCGAUCGCUAGAAUGUUUCGGGUCUGGCCAACCUUGUGCCAGAUCGAUAGUAUUAACUGGUUAUGAAAAUAUGGUUGCAAGAUUGUGACGCAACCGGUAGAUAACAAACAACUCGCCCAUAUAUACCUGUGCAAGGAGCAAUGAAUGAUUCCUAACCUGAUGAUUCUCAUGCCUGACGAUACCCCUUGAGGGUGAUGAGUGUGGAUGUUAAAUUGGUAGUGCAAUAGGGUUAAGCCGAACGGUGGUAGAUGUACGAUGAUGCAGUAAACUGCACAACACAGGGUUAGUAGAAUGUCACGAUCCGUUGAUCGGUAGUUUUUGGUAGCAAGUUUUCGUAGCCGCCGUCCCUCUCGGGAAAGAAGCUAAAGAGAUAGAUAUCCCAGUGUGGGAACUGUGUUAGAACUGAAUCGUAUAGAGUUUAUUUUUCUAGGAGGAAAUUAAUCAACUAGCAAAGAUUUUUAAAUAAUAUCACACUCUGCAAAGCAAAGUUGUAGCAAACGGGGAGGCAAAACACUUUUACACGGCAGAGAAAAAGAGGUCGUUUACGUCGUUUUAGAUGGGGAUGAGCUUCACACAGCACUAGUGGCCCGGUUGCCGGAGCAAAUCAUGCCUGCGUUUAAGGAGUUGUGCGUUUUACGACUGGUCCUGUUCCUCCUGUCGACGUGAAUUAGGUGUGUAAGUGUGUACGUGUGUUAAAUGUAUGUGUUAAAAAUGUAAAGAUAACAGGAUAGCAGAACCUACGCCUACUUUCACUUUACGGCAAACAAAUCAAUUAUUAUAAUCUUUAACUUGAUGCAACGGUAAGAAAGGUCGAACGUACGGCACGUUCUUGCCACACUAGAUUCGCUCUAUUUUAGUAGUUCUCAAAGAAGAUAAU